AUGACGACAGUAGGCUUCGGAGACAUCACGCCCACGAACCUGUGGGAGGUGCUGUUCACGAGCGCGCUGCUCCUGCUGUCCUGCCCGUGCCUGGGGUACCUCACCGGGCGCGUGGUGGAGGUCACGAUGAGCUUCUACAGCCAGAGCAGGGCCAUGCGGGAGAAGCGGAGCAUGCUGCAGCGCUACUUAUCUUGGCGGCACGUGCCCAAGCAGCUGGGUGCCAGCAUGAGACAGCAUUUGAUGUACGUGUGGAAUGCCACCGGAGGUAACGACGAGGUGGAGGCACUCGUCAAGAAGGAUCUGUCCCCCAUGCUGCGCCUCGAGCUGAUGUACCACAUCCACGGGCAGGCCCUCGAUUCCGUGCCGUUCCUGGCGUGGAUGAGGGGGUACUCCGUGGUCGUGAAGGAGAUGGCGGGGAUCGUGGACUCCAUCAACCUCUCCAGGGGCGACUUCCUCUUCCACAGAGAGCACAACGAGACGGUUUACCUGCUCCGGCAACGUCUGGAUCUCGCAGAACCGGAGCGUGUUCGCAGGAGAGACCACCUCACCAAGAGCCGCCAGAAGGCCGCGAAGGCCAAGGCGCUGGCGCAGAUCCACGAAGCGCGCAUGGCCCACAUGGUGCUGUCCAACACCGUCCGCGUGUG
Messenger RNA from Prorocentrum cordatum, 644 nucleotides. NCBI's taxonomy places the organism in Eukaryota, Dinophyceae, Prorocentrales, Prorocentraceae. The record is from the annotation of a GenBank genome assembly.